CCCCUCUCAGAGUGAGUCCGCCUCUGCGCUCCAACCGAGAGGCACCGACUGACUGACUGGCUGCGUGGGGAGCCGGUGUGGGCGAAGCGGAGGACUUUCCUAUAAAAGCAGGGAUCCCACGACCAGACGCGCUCUUCUCUCUCAGUGAACGGCAGACAGGAGCCGCUCUUCCCCGCGAACAGCUGUUUCAUUCCCCCUGUUACAGUUCGGAAAACCCUCCCAGCCUCAUCCAAAAGGAAAUCUUAGUCUAUGGUUCUGACUGACACGCCUACAAGGAUGUCCCGGACCGACGAGGUGCACCGUAUAACGGAGAAUGUCUACAAGUCCAUCAUGGAGCAGUUUAACCCGUGCUUACGGAACUUCAUAGCCAUGGCAAAAAGCUAUGAGAAGGCGCUCACCAGUGUCACAUAUGCUGCAAAGGGCUACUUCGACGCUCUGGUGCGGAUGGGCGAGAUGGCCAGCGAAAGUCAAGGCUCUAAGGAUCUUGAAGAGGCAGCAUGGGAUGUGCUCUUUCAGAUGGCUGAAGUGCACAGACAGAUCCAGAUCCAGCUUGAGGAGAUGCUGAAGUCGUUCCACAACGAGCUGCUCACAGAGCUGGAGAAGAAGGUCGAGCUGGACGCGCGAUACUUAAAUGCUGCACUGAAGAAGUACCAGAUGGAGCACAAGAGCAAAGGGGAGAGUUUGGAGAAGUGCCAGGCAGAGCUAAAGAAACUGCGCCGGAAGAGCCAGGGCAGCAAGCACCCGUCCAAAUAUGGGGACAAGGAGAUGCAGUAUGUGGAGGCCAUCAGUAAUAAGCAGAGUGAGUUGGAUAACUACAUCGCUGAGGGCUACAAGAACGCUCUGUCUGAGGAGAGGAGGAGGUACUGCUUCCUGGUGGACCGUCAGUGUGCCGUGGCCAAAAACAGCAGCGUCUACCACAACAAGGGGAAGGAGCUUUUAACUCAGAAGAUCCCACUGUGGCAGCAGGCUUGUGCCGAGCCCAACAAACUGCCAGACCGUGCCAUGUUUCUGGCCCAGCAGAUGAGCGGUGCAACGGGCACCAUGCCUCCUGGUGCUCAUCACCCAGGCCUGCCCAUCUCUGAGCCUAUUCCUGGUGCUAAACCCCUGCCAGUGCCUCCAGAGCUGGCAGCCCUCAGGGCCAGCGGUGGCAUGGGACAGCAGAGGCUGAUGGGAGGUGUGGAAGGAGGGAUGCCUGUGAUGAAUGGUACGGCCGGCGUUCAUGGAGGAGAAGACUACCAGCAGUGGAUGGAGGGCAAAAUCGCCCAGGGCAAAGCCUCACCGCAGACUCAGCGGCACGGAGGCGAGGUGUACUCCAACACCCUACCUGUGCGCAAGGCCGCGCCAGCCAAGAGCAAGACCACACUGAAGACCCGCACGCUGCCCCGGUCCAGCUCCAUGGCAGCAGGUCUGGAGAGAAACGGAAGAACUCGUGUCCAGGCCGUCUUCUCCCAUGCUGCCGGUGACAACAGCACGCUGCUCAGCUUCGCAGAGGGCGAUGUGAUUACCCUGCUGGUACCCGAGGCCCGUGAUGGUUGGCACUAUGGAGAGAAUGAGAAGACAAGGAUGCGUGGCUGGUUUCCCUUCUCCUACACACGGGUGAUCACUGAUGGCGAAGGAGACUCUAUGCGGCAACUUCGAGUACACAAUCUCCACCAUGGCAAAAGCAGCAGCACAGGCAACCUUCUAGAGAGAGAAGACAUGGCUCUCCCCGUCCCUGAUUACGGCAUCCACUCCCGUAUGGCAGCACAGAGCGCUGCUGCGCUGCACGGCAGACAACAACGCCCCUACAGCGUGGCGGUGCCAGGCUUUUCACAGCAGGGAGUCGAAGAGUAUGAGCCCCGCUUCCCUACGAGCGAUGAUCCACCAUGCGAGCCGGCCGUGGAGGCACCUGCCAAACCGCCCCUCUCCGACGAUGAGGAUGAAAUUGAGGAGGACCACUUUGAUGAAGCUCACUAUGAUUCCUUGGAGAAGACUUCCAGUCCUCCAGGGGACUUCUGAGCUCUCUUUUAAUGUAAACUAGCUGUAGGUGGAUCACUGGGGCACAUUUUCACCCUCAACCCUAAGCUGAAAGGCUCUGAUUUACCCUUGGUAUUACAAUAAUGCUACAAAAUGAAAAGAAUGAAACAUAAUCAGCAGAUAAAGUGCACUACAACAUGUCACAGAAACAGAAAUCUCUGUAAUCGCCCGGAAAAAAUGUAAAUAAAUACUAGGAUUGACUUUAUAUUGAACCGUGUAGCGAGGAAGCCACAUUCAAAAGUUAGAAAAAUUAAAGAUGAGGUUUUCCUGUUGAUUGUUGACUUUGGUAAGGUGACAUUUUAGAUGAGCAGCAGUGGAGCUGAUUAACUCCUGUAAAGGUUUUAAAGCCUACAAGGAGCACGUGGUGUAUAAAAAGAAGAAUGAGAGCAGAUGUUUACUUGUGUGGCUCAUUUUAAAGUCAGAAUUCUUGCCUCUUGUAUCGUUUCGUUACCCAAAGACUAAUGCCUAGCUCCAUGUAGACUCACAGGAUCGGUAGCCCGUCUCUGUGCAUUUAAAAUGCAGCUCCUCCCCUCUUGCCUUGUCAAUGAAAGGGCUUUAAAAUUGCUAAGCUUUACACCAUGUUGGGUGUCUCACCUUUGAGCCUCACCUCUCAAUACUGCCUUUUCACCUGGCAAGAGCACUGUAUGCUUGUCAAACAGUCCAGUGUAUGCACCAUAAGAACCAUCUUAUUCUUCUGACUGAGACCGAUGAUCUUAAAGCACGACGGCAGAAAAAAAAAGUACUGGAACACAUCAGAAAGGUAGAUUAUAUGGAAAAAGAUAUCUGUAGAAUACGUUUGUGCUGAUAGCAUCACAACUGAUAAGCACACUACUCGUAGUACUGUACCUUCAACUAAUUCUGUACUCACAGGAAAUCUUUUAUCUUUCUGCAAUACUAGAGAUAAGCAGCCGUGCAGGCCUUUGUACCUACACUUAAUAAUGAAUUUCACUGGUUCUCAGAUUCAUGUUUGAUUGUUAUUGUUCGUAGUGAACAAGCACUUUAUAAGAUCUUCUUAAAGCAACAUGUUCAGCAGAGAUUUAAUUCAGUAACACAAUCAGCAGGAGAAAAACUUUGUAAUUGCAUGUUGUUUAUCUAGUUUAAGAUAAUCGUUGACAGGCAAACAGGGUCACGCUAACGUAGGUUGUGUUGGUUGCGCUGAGCCGAGGUCAUUUAAGAUGUGCUGGUUUCGGUGUCUGUGGUUUUACUUGUUUAAGAAUUUAAAAUACAUUUAAAUCUUAGAUUUAAAUAUGGGGUUUAAUAAUAACUUGAUAAAGCACUGAAAACUACAUUUAAAAAAAUCACAUCAUCCCUCUACUUUCCCCCCUUGUUGACUUAUUGAUUAUUUUUCAUAAACAUGAACAAUUAUGUGAUUUCAGUAAGUGUCAUGGUUCUUAUUGAUAAUAAUAAUAUUCUAGGGUCCAGUGUGGGUAUGUUAAAUUUUACCUGCUCAGGUUAGGUUUGAUUUACCUUCAUGUUGGAAUAGCUGGAAGACAGGUUUGAACUACUUUUCGCUGAAUAUAGUGCGUUUAAAGUCUGACUUUAGAGUUAGUGGAAUUUUUUUGCAGACUUUUUAAUGCAAAAAAGUGAAAUUUGCCUGGAAUGAAAAAUCCAGGGGAAGGACCCACUUUAGGAAUUAUGCAAAAUUUCAGGUCUCAACUUUCAUUAUUUUUUUAAAAAAUGAUUUAUUUUUUUGUCUUUUUUGAGAAAAGUAUUCCAGGAUGUGAAAGCUGUCCUAGCAUCUUUCAACCAUGCACGAGUAUGAAACCAUGUACAAAAUCUAAAUUAACUGCAUGCUUUUCAUAAAAUUAUAUCCAAAAUUUGUGAAAGGCUCAUUUUCCAAAUAUGAAAUUUUGGAAUAUUCAUAUUUAUGUGAGUAUUUUAAUAUAUCCUAAUGGAAUUUUAAAAUAUCUCCAUAAAUAUCAAAAAAUACCUCUUUAAAAAUAUGUCGGUGGAUGAGGGUCAUUCACUGAAAUAUUUUUUUAAGAAAACCAAUAACAGAAGAGACCUGAAAUUUUAAUUCCUAUUCAUAAGUGAUGAACUGACAUGAACAGACCCAGUGAAACCUAUGAUUUUUUUUUCUUAGCCUUCAGAGAACCAGAUUUUUUUUAAGUUGUUGAUUAAUUUCAUCAGUAAAUUUUAGUUAACAGGACUAUGAGGGGAAUUCCUAUUCACAGUAAUAAAUAUUAAGACUUUGAGAUUUGAGAAGUAACAAAUUUGAAUAUAACUGGUUUUAAAACAGAUUUAAGUCUGAUUUAUUUGUUUUUCUACUUUUCAUAUUAGCAGAGCAGAAUUCGCCUCAGUACUUUCUGCCCUUAUUAAAGCACCCGUACCUGCAAUGCAGUGAACGAGCUUGUUAUUACACAUGGAUGUAAUCAGCUGUGCUCUUUCUACUCCGAUGAAUAUACAUCAAAACUAUCAUUCACCUUAUUGUAUGUGCAUGCAAAACAUGUAUCCACCACUAGAUGGCAAUAAAGCUGGACUUCCUCACCUGGAUGUAGACAGUUUGGAAGGAAAAAAAGAGAUUUUCUUUAAGGCAAUUUUUAAAGUUUCUGGAAUUUUUCACACAUAUUUUCCCCAAAGUCAGCUGGUAUUCAGCUCUAUAUUUCUGAGGAUAUUUCCAAAAAACCCUCCAUUGUUUUAUAUUAAUUAUGAGGAAAAAUAAAAUUCAGGUUUCUGUAGAGAUCAUGCUAGUACCUCCUCAUUAUCAGAGUACUUGUGUAGUACAGAGGUACAUAAACUACAUAUUCAUAAUGAGUCACCUGUAUUGAGUGAUUCAAUUAUUCACUCUCUUUUGUGCUCUGAUCUGCUAUAAUCAUUUUUUAAUUGUCUUUCUAAGGAAACUGUUCUUGAUUAUUGAGAUCAGUUUAUGAAAACGAAUUUUCACUUAAACUAUAUGCUUUCAUUGUUCUUUAUAAUAUAUUUGUUAAUUAAAAUGAUCAAGUCUUCAUACACUUGAAGCACUAUCUUCAGUUUCCCUAUAGUUAAUACAAAAUUACACGGGAUGUUUUGGAAAUAUCUGCAUUAUUUAUUAUUAGAUGAUCCCACAUGUCGCAGCUCAUUUUACAGUUACUUUUUAGGGAGAAAUUAGCUGAAAACGAUAUGGCUCAGAAAUAUGAAAACCAAUAAAACCUACGUUAAUGUAACAUGAGGAGUACUGUACUGGCAGUCUACACUAUACACUGAUGUGAGUUGAUGGUAAACAAAUUGUUUGUUUUUUCGUUUAAUUCUGAGAAUAAAGAAUCAAGUAUUUAA
Oreochromis niloticus (Nile tilapia) is the source of this 5268-nucleotide messenger RNA. RefSeq names its product BAR/IMD domain containing adaptor protein 2b (gene baiap2b). Gene Ontology annotation, biological process: actin crosslink formation; positive regulation of actin filament polymerization; plasma membrane organization. Gene Ontology annotation, molecular function: protein binding; cytoskeletal adaptor activity. Gene Ontology annotation, cellular component: nucleoplasm; cytosol. NCBI's taxonomy places the organism in Eukaryota, Metazoa, Chordata, Actinopteri, Cichliformes, Cichlidae. The transcript is spliced from 15 exons. Bases 250 to 1998 code for a protein of 582 amino acids. The record is from RefSeq and is a predicted model, not a curated record.